AUGGAGGACUACGAUUACCAUGACAACCUCACCCUGAACUACAGCUACGACAACUACCACACCGUAUGUGAGAAGGCUGGCGUGCGCUCCUUCGCUGGCCUCUUCCUCCCUGUUGUGUACUCAGUCUGUGUGGCGGUUGGGCUAGCCGGGAACUCCCUGGUGCUAUCCGUCUACGCCUACCAUAAACGUCUAAGGAGAACCAUGACGGACGCCUUCCUAGUCCACCUGGCCGUAGCCGACCUCCUCCUCCUCCUCACCCUGCCCUUCUGGGCUGCGGAAGCGGCGCGGGGCUGGGAGCUGGGCCUGCCUCUCUGUAAGCUGGUCUCUGCCUGCUACACCGUCAACUUCACCUGCUGCAUGCUGCUGCUAGCCUGUGUUAGUCUGGACCGCUAUCUGGCGUCAGUCAGAGCGGAGGGAAGGAACCAGGGAAGGCUGGGCAGGGUCUUCACCAGGGCCCACUGUGGGAAGGUCUGCCUGGGGGUGUGGGCUGUGGCUUUCCUCCUGGGUCUUCCAGACCUGCUGUUCUCCACGGUGAGGGAGACCUCCGGGAGAAGGGUCUGUUUGGCUGUCUACCCGCCCAGUCUGGCCCAGGAGGUCAAGGCCUGCCUAGAGAUGGUGGAGGUGCUCUUGGGGUUCCUGGUGCCGCUCCUGGUGAUGGCGUGGUGUUACUUCAACGUUGGGCGUGCGUUGGGGCGACUCCCAGUGGAGAGUAGGGGGAAGAGGCUGAGCGCUAUCCGGGUGUUACUGGUCGUGGUGGGGGUGUUCGUGGUCACCCAGCUGCCCUACAAUACGGUGAAGAUGUGCCAGGCGAUUGACUCUGUCUACACGCUGGUGACCCACUGCGGUGUGAGUAAGGCCCUGGACCGAGCGGCGCAGGUCACUGAGAGCCUGGCUCUGACCCACUCCUGUCUCAACCCACUACUCUACGCCUUCCUAGGGUCCUCCUUUAGAAAACAUGUACUGAAAGCAGCCAAGGCGUUUGGAGAUAGGACAAGGAGAAGGGAGGAGCAAGCUGUGGAGAUGUCCUUCAACAACUCUCACGCCACCUCACAGGAGACUAGUACCUUCUCCAUAUGA
This is a messenger RNA of Coregonus clupeaformis (lake whitefish), 1077 nucleotides long. RefSeq names its product atypical chemokine receptor 4-like. The record is from RefSeq and is a predicted model, not a curated record. Gene Ontology annotation, cellular component: membrane. Gene Ontology annotation, biological process: chemotaxis; G protein-coupled receptor signaling pathway; immune response. The transcript has a single exon. The coding region runs from base 1 to 1077 and encodes 358 amino acids. Lineage: Eukaryota; Metazoa; Chordata; Actinopteri; Salmoniformes; Salmonidae. Gene Ontology annotation, molecular function: scavenger receptor activity; chemokine binding; chemokine receptor activity.